AGAGGAAAUUUCACCAUAAGUAGGGCACCUUCUAGAUUGCUCCUUGGGUGCAGAGACAGAAAUCUCUGCUAUCCAGAUCAGCAGGAUCCAGCAAAGGCCAUUAUGGUUGUAUAAACAUGGGGAAAAAAGACCAACUAAGGCCUAAGGUGAAUGUGUCUUCUUACAUCCACUUUAUGCUGAAUUUCAGAAAGAAAUUCAAGGAGCAACAGCCAAAUACCUACCUUGGCUUUAAAGAAUUCUCUAGAAAGUGUUCAGAAAAAUGGAGAUCCAUCUCAAAGCAUGAAAAGGCAAAGUAUGAAGCCCUAGCCAAGCUCGACAAAGCCCGGUACCAGCGAGAAAUGAUGAAUUAUGUAGGCAAAAGAAGAAAAAGAAGAAAGAGGGACCCAAAGGCACCACGGAAGCCCCCAUCCUCCUUCCUGCUCUUCUCCCUGGACCACUAUGCCACGCUGAAGCAAGAGAACCCCAAUUGGACCGUGGUGCAGGUGGCCAAGGCUGCCGGGAAGAUGUGGUCCACAACUGCAGAAGCAGACAAAAAGCCCUAUGAACAGAAGGCUGCGCUUAUGCGGGCAAAGUACUUCGAGGAGCGGGAGGCCUACCGCAACCAAUGUCAAGUCAGGAAGGGGAACUUCCUAGAAUCAGCCAAGACCAGUUUGAAACAAUAAAACAUCAUCCAAUUG
Messenger RNA from Mus pahari (shrew mouse), 677 nucleotides. RefSeq names its product high mobility group box 4 (gene Hmgb4). Gene Ontology annotation, biological process: regulation of transcription by RNA polymerase II. The record is from RefSeq and is a predicted model, not a curated record. The transcript has a single exon. Bases 117 to 662 code for a protein of 181 amino acids. Gene Ontology annotation, molecular function: DNA binding, bending. Lineage: Eukaryota; Metazoa; Chordata; Mammalia; Rodentia; Muridae.